This is a messenger RNA of Carassius gibelio (silver crucian carp), 2475 nucleotides long. Its product is annotated as extracellular calcium-sensing receptor. Lineage: Eukaryota; Metazoa; Chordata; Actinopteri; Cypriniformes; Cyprinidae. The record is from RefSeq and is a predicted model, not a curated record. Gene Ontology annotation, molecular function: G protein-coupled receptor activity. Gene Ontology annotation, biological process: G protein-coupled receptor signaling pathway. The transcript has 6 exons. Bases 16 to 2475 code for a protein of 819 amino acids. Gene Ontology annotation, cellular component: membrane.
GUUGUGCUGGCUGGGAUGUUUCCCAUCCAUUCCAAAGGCAUUGACCAGGAGAUAACCUUCAGAAGUCAGCCAGACCAGAGGAAAUGUAGGGGGUUUAACAUGCGAGUGUUCCGCUGGUCUCAGGCAAUGAUCUUCUUCAUUGAGGAGAUCAACAGAAAUCCUACCCUUCUGCCAAACAUCACACUGGGCUAUCAGCUAUAUGACACAUGUGGGCUGACUGCUCUGUCUCUGAGGACAGCAUUGUCUGUAGUUUCUCAGCCUAUGAAGAGGAGCAAUUCAGGGCAGUGCUUCUCCCCGAGCAUCCCCAUCAUUAUUGGAGACUCUGGAUCUACCCUGUCAAUGGCCAUUUCCAGACUACUCAACCUGUUCCGUAUCCCACUGGUGAGUUAUUUUGCUUCAUGUUCUUGCCUGAGUGACAAGCACCAGUUCCCUUAUUUCUUUCGCACAAUUCCCAGUGAUGUUAAUCAGGCCAGUGCUCUUGCUCGUCUGGUCAAGCACUUCGGAUGGACCUGGGUAGGCACAAUCGGAGCUGACGAUGCUUAUGGGCGCACAGGCAUAGAUUUAUUCACCACUGCAGUGAUGCGUUUGGGUGUAUGUGUGGCUUAUCGAGUAAUCAUACCCAAGCUGCCAACUCAUCAACAGCUGCAAGAUAUUGUCAGGACUAUUCGAGAUUCUACAGCACAUGUUUUGGUGGUUUUUGCCAUUGAGGAGGACAUCAAACCGGUAGUGGAUGAAAUAGUCCGGCAGAAUGUCACCGGGAAGCAGUGGGUGGCUAGUGAAGCCUGGGUGACCUCCACUCUCAUCUCUAAAAAUAAAGAAAACUACCCCUCCCUUAGUGGUACCAUUGGCUUUGCCAUCCGCCGAGCUGAGAUACCUGGCUUAAAACACUUCCUCGAAAGCAUACAGCCCCUGGCUGAGCCUUACAAUGCCUUUGCAAGGGAGUUAUGGGAAACACAGUUCCAAUGCUCAGUAAACACAAGUCUUCCCACUCCCUCCACAACUGAUCCAGUGCUCUACAGCCACAGCUGUACUGGCAUGGAGAGGAUUCAGGACACUCACAGUAUCUAUAACGAUGUUUCUGAGCUUAGGGUGACAUAUAACAUGCACAAGGCAAUUUACACAGUGGCACAUGCAUUGCAUAACCUGCUUCGGUGUCAAAGAGAGAACGGGUCUGCUUUGACACAGCAGUGCUCUGCUAUCCAUAAUCUACAACCAUGGCAGGUUGUUGAGGUCCUGAAGAAAGUCAACUACACAAACAAAUUUGGAGAUUUGAUCUACUUUGAUAGAAAUGGAGACCCUGUUGGGUCAUAUGACAUAGUAAACUGGCAGAGAGAGGCAGAUGAGGGUCCAGUAAAAUAUGUUACAGUAGGUCGCUUUGACUCCUCUCUUUUGACAGCACAGCAGUUAAUGCUUAACCAGGACAAAAUCAUCUGGCAUGGGGGAGCUAACCAGGUACCAGUGUCUGUGUGCUCUGCCAGCUGUCCACAGGGAUACAGAAAGGUUACACGAGAGGGUCAGCCUGUGUGCUGCUAUGACUGUGUGCUUUGUGCAGAGGGUAGCAUCAGCAAUACUACUGAUCAAGUUGAAUGCAUUCUUUGCCCUGAAGACUUCUGGACGAAUCAGCAUCGCAACCAUUGUGUUCCCAAGCAGAUUGAGUUCCUGUCCUACUCUGAGCCUUUUGGCAUGGCCUUAGCAGCUAUAGCCAUUCUGGGUGCAAUUGCUGCGAUGACAGUUGCUGCAAUCUUCUUUCGCCAUCACGACACACCCCUAGUUCGUGCUAAUAACUCAGAACUGAGCUUUCUGUUGCUGAUGUCUCUCACUCUUUGCUUCAUAUGUGCACUAACCUUCUUGGGUCAGCCAUCACGUUGGGCAUGCCCUCUUAGACGGACUGCUUUUGGCUUGACCUUUGCCCUCUGCCUCUCCUGUCUCCUCAGUAAGACCUUAGUGGUGCUUAUGGCUUUUAAAGCUACAUUGCCUGGUAAUAACACAGCUCGUUGGUUUCACCCACCUCAGCAGAGACUGGGAGUGUUCUUAUGUUCGUUCCUGCAGGGUGGGGUUUGUGUAGCUUGGCUUACAACAGCACCUCCAUAUCCAGUAAAGAACACCUGGCUGUACCGCGACCGGAUCAUUUUAGAAUGUCACCUGGGUUCAGUCGCCCUUUUCUGUUGUGUGUUGGGUUACAUUGGCUGCUUAGCUGUCUUCUGCUUCAUCCUAGCUUUUUUAGCUCGUAAAUUGCCUGAUAAUUUUAAUGAAGCAAAAUUCAUCACAUUCAGUAUGCUCAUAUUUUGUGCUGUUUGGAUCACAUUUAUCCCAGCUUAUGUCAGUUCACCUGGAAAAUUUACCGUAGCUGUGGAGAUAUUUGCCAUUUUAGCUUCCAGUUAUGGGGUACUUUUGUGUAUUUUUGCACCUAAAUGUUACAUAAUAAUUUUCCUGCCUGAAAGAAAUUCUAAAAAGUAUCUCAUGUCCCAAAAAUGA